Molecule: messenger RNA, 2508 nt
Organism: Stegastes partitus (bicolor damselfish)
Lineage: Eukaryota; Metazoa; Chordata; Actinopteri; Pomacentridae
Gene: ednrba
Product: endothelin receptor Ba
Exons: 8
Coding region: 368-1627 (419 amino acids)
Biological process (GO): regulation of blood pressure; endothelin receptor signaling pathway; vasoconstriction
Cellular component (GO): plasma membrane
Molecular function (GO): endothelin receptor activity
Source: RefSeq, a predicted model, not a curated record
CAGGCUCUUGAGACUGCGAACACUGAGGCUGAGCAGUCAGUGCUGGAGAGGAGUGAACUUCCAGAGCAGCUCUGGUUCACAAGACCUGGAGAUUUUUAUUUUUUUUCUUUUUGAAAAGAAAACUUUGGCACCAAUGACAGAGCGGACGGCUGCUGGUGGAGAUGACUGGAGCCCUACUGCUGGAGCAACAUCCCUCUGCUUUGGGAGUCUUUUACUGUCCUGAGCACCCGAGAGUUACGGGGGAACUUUGAUCUCAGAGGCACGAAUACUGGAGGAUUUCUACCUCUGUUUGGAGCUCGGCCCAUUAAAGAGGGAACUAGCAGGACGCUUUGUUGGAUAAAAGCCAUAUUCACAAUCAAACUCCAGGAUGAAGACUCGCCUCCUCUGCUUGGAGUUACUCCUCUUGGCGGCUCACGUACUCGUGUCCAGCGGGCAGCUGGAGCCGAAGAAACAAGUUCCCCAGAACCCUCUGACGGCCACCCAGAGACUCGGGCUGGUGGAGAGGGACGUUCAGGGUCCGAUGAGGCCCAACAUCACCAUGCCCCGCCGUCGCCUGCCUCCCAUGUGCACCGGGCCCACGGAGAUCCGAGACACCUUCAAGUACAUCAACACGGUGGUGUCCUGCCUGGUGUUUGUCGUCGGUAUUAUCGGCAAUUCCACCCUUCUGAGGAUCAUCUAUAAGAAUAAAUGCAUGAGAAACGGGCCGAACAUACUGAUCGCCAGCCUGGCACUCGGAGACCUGCUGCAUAUCAUCAUCGGCAUUCCCAUUAAUGUUUACAAGCUCCUGGCGGAGGACUGGCCGUUCGGCGUGACUCUGUGCAAGCUGGUGCCGUUCGUCCAGAAAUCCUCGGUGGGGAUCACAGUGUUGAGUCUGUGCGCUUUGAGCAUCGACAGGUAUCGCGCCGUGGCCUCUUGGAGUCGUAUCAAAGGGAUCGGAGUUCCAAAAUGGAUGGCUAUCGAGAUUGCACUCAUCUGGAUAUUAUCCAUCAUCCUGGCAGUGCCAGAGGCAAUAGCCUUCGACAUGAUCACAAUGGACUACAAAGGAGAACACCUGAGAAUCUGCUUGCUGCACCCGAUGCAGAAAACCGAAUUCAUGAGGUUUUACAAAUCAGCGAAGGACUGGUGGCUGUUCGGUGCCUAUUUCUGCCUGCCGUUGGCCUGCACUGCUAUUUUCUACACGCUGAUGACCUGUGAGAUGCUGAGGAAGAAGAACGGCGUGCAGAUUGCUCUCAGCGACCAUCUCAAGCAGCGGAGGGAAGUGGCUAAGACAGUGUUUUGUCUGGUUCUGGUCUUCGCUCUGUGCUGGCUGCCUCUCCACCUCAGCCGUAUCCUCAAGCUCACCAUCUACGACGAGAAAGACCCAAACCGCUGCGAACUGCUCAGCUUCUUUCUGGUGUUGGACUACAUCGGCAUCAACAUGGCGUCGAUCAAUUCGUGCAUCAACCCCAUCGCCCUCUACAUGGUCAGCAAGCGCUUCAAGAACUGCUUCAGGUCCUGUCUGUGCUGCUGGUGCCUACCGGCGGAGAUGUUAAUGGACGAAAAGCAGUCGUGCAUGAAGCUUAAAGUCACCGACCGAGCCUCCGAACAGAGCCACUCCCGCCUGACCAACAAAUCCACCACGGCCUGAAGAGAGGCCUGGAAGUGAGAAAAGAGAUAUGGGGACAAAAAAAAAAAGAAAAACCCAACAAUGUUUUUUUUUUUGAUGUAUGACUUAAAGAGGAUGAGGCCCCUUUUCAGCCUCAUCUACAUCAUAUGAAGUGUCCUUCAACUCUUUGCAGAUGUGCUUUUUGGAAAUCUGCCCUCACAGAAACUCAUUCCAACCCGAGCGCUGCACAUACUCCCUGUCCGAGGAGACAUGAGCGCCGGUGCACUUCAAUAAGCUGUACAACAAGUGUGAGAUGUGUGAAGAGAGAAAAAAAGGCAAACAGGUGUAAAUAACAUCAAAUGUGGAGAACUGAGUGGGGGGCGAAGUUCAGCGGCGUUAUGCUAAAUUGGGGGUUAAGGGUCGAUUACCAAAGACAGCCUGUCAGGCUUCGCAGCCUGGAUCAUGAAUGUUACUUUGACGCUAUGAAUCUCGUGCUAAGCUCUGCAUUUUAUGGACAAUAUUUGUGUGUGUUGCGCUGUGUCGUUACGUGUUGCUCAUACACACUGCAGCAGCUUGGAAAAGAUUCAAAAGCAACUAAUGCUCUUGUUUUUGUGUGUAAAAUGUACGUAUGUGUCGAGCAUUUUGCGUGCUUCUGCAUACUUUAUCACAUUAAUACUUUCGAAUGCAUCGUCUCUGUGUGUUUUCCCCACUAGUUACUGAACUACUGACGUGGUGUGUUUUCAGCUGCGUGGCCGUCAGCUGCUGUAUUAUACUGUUCGGGCCUGUUAGUGAGGUCUUGUUGUGUGACUGUGUUUGUGCCUCAUUAUUUUAAUGGGACUCAUUGCCUCAGCUGGUAUCACAAGAGGUAGGGGUUGUUGUUUUUUUCAUCGAGUGUAAUAAAUAAAUUGAAAUAUAAGAAAGUA